Messenger RNA from Dermacentor albipictus, 1431 nucleotides. Its product is annotated as glycerophosphodiester phosphodiesterase 1-like. Gene Ontology annotation, cellular component: plasma membrane. Gene Ontology annotation, biological process: ethanolamine metabolic process; N-acylethanolamine metabolic process; phospholipid metabolic process. The record is from RefSeq and is a predicted model, not a curated record. Lineage: Eukaryota; Metazoa; Arthropoda; Arachnida; Ixodida; Ixodidae. Gene Ontology annotation, molecular function: glycerophosphodiester phosphodiesterase activity.
UCUUGGCCAAUUCGCCGUAGUGGGUGAGGGCCACAAUUGAGGAACAAGCAAGCAAGCAAACCUGCCGCCGCGGGCACGCGCUCUCUCCAGAAGAGUGAAGAAGAAGAACGUGCUCCCGAGACGGGCUAGUCGCACAACCGGCGUUCAGAGGCCGUCGGGGAGGAUCGUCGCAGCCAGCGUCCACGCGUCCACGCAUCCUUACUAGGCCUCUCCGUCGAACGUCAUGGUUUCCUACUGCGUCAUCGCAAUGGCUGUCGCUCUCUGCUGCUGGGCUUUCCAGCGGCUGUCCAUACCGCGCGUCGACGACGAACUGGCCUCGGAGGUGAUCCUCGGAGUGCCGCGCGACGACGUCUCGCAGCUGCCUCCCGUCUUCGGACACCGGGGCGGCGGCCUCGACGCCCCCGAGAACACCCUGGCCGCCUUCCUGGAGGCGAAGAAGAACCACGCCGACGGAAUCGAGUUCGACCUGUCCUUCACGCGGGACGACGUCGCCGUCAUCUUCCACGACGAGACCCUCGAGCGGACCACCAACGGCACGGGCCGGGUGGAGGACACGACGUUCGAGGAGCUGCGUCGACUGGACGCCUCGUGCAAGCACCCGCUCGCGCAGCGUUUUCCGGCCGAGCGGGUCCCCACGCUCGCAGAAGCCGUCGAGGAGUGCCUCCGCCUCGACAUGCGGCUCAUCAUUGACAUCAAGAAUCCCGACUACCGCGCAGUUCGGGUCGUCGACAAGCUGUUCCGCGAGCGAGACGAGCUGUAUCGGCGGGCGCUGGUCGCGUCCUUCUACCCCCAGUUCGUGUACCUGCUGCGGCGCCGAAAUCCCGCCAUCGUGACGGCGCUCAUUUGGAGGCCAGGAUGCCUGACCUACGAGGACAUCAAUAACACGCGACCGUGGUUCGAGUCUCGCCCCUACCAUUGGACAGCGCAAGUGGCCGACUGGCUGCUCGACAAAGCCCUCCACACCGGCUUGCUGCCUCACCUGACCGGCGCCUCCGCCGUUUUGAUCAGCACCAACAUGAUGGGCCCCGAGUACGUGCGCGCCUGGCGCAAACGGGGUGUGCACGUGAUCGCCUGGACCUCCAACCAUGCGGCCGAAAAGGACUUCCUACGCCGAAAACUGCGGGUACCCAUCAUCACCGAUACCAUGCGCCAGGUCUAGCGAGCACACGCGCUGAACAAUUAUUCGUGCCUGUUCGCUUUCCUCCUUUUCUUUUUUUUAUUCCAACAUGCAUCUGCGCGGGAACGUGCGGGCACUAUAAGGUGUUCUGCACGACUGAGUUCCCGAGCCUAGGAGCACGGAGAUUAUAAAAUGACGCCUAAGAUAAAUAAGCAAAACUGGGUCUUUGCAACUUUUACGCUAUUUCUACAAACAACAGCGGCUUUCUGAGAGUUAAUUCGACAAAUAUAGACCACUUUUUUUUUCCUUGCCAA